UUCCCUCACACUUCUCACCUGGAAACUCAUUCCGCUGACCUCCGCGACGAUGAAACUUUCUCCUCGCCCUGCGGUAUUUAAAUCCACCUCCCAUGAGAUUAUCGCGUGCACCAUCCUUUGCAUGGCGCAGUUUAUUUCCGUGGGUGUUUCCAACCAGGCCCUAGCGUUAAUGAACAUCGUCUCCCGGUCCUUUGGUAGCGCCGAUGCAUCUGAUGCCACCUGGUUUACCGCCGCCUUUGCUCUUGUUGUCUCCACAUUCAUCAUUGCAUCCGGUAAGUUGGGUGAUAUCUACGGUUUGAAGAAAUGCUUCAUCCUUGGAUACGUCUGGAUCACCGUCUGGAGUAUCAUCACCGGGGUUUCAGUCUAUGCCAACUCCACUAUCUUCUUCAUCGUCUGCAGAGCCUUCCUUGGCUUGGGCUUCUCGGUAAUCUUGCCUAACGGCAUUGGAUUGCUCGGAAUCAGCUAUCCACCGGGGUCUAGAAAGAACCUAUGGUUCGGGAUCUUGGGUGCCUCUGCGCCAGUGGGUGCCAGCUUGAGCUGUAUUAUCAGCGGUGCUAUUGGUGAAUACUGGCAUUGGUCAUGGUGUUUCUACAUUUUGGGCAUCACCGCCGCUGUUUUGUCUGUGGGGGCGUACUUUUACUUGCCAAAUGUGAUUGCCGAAACCCACGAAUCAUCUGCGAAAAUGGACUGGUACGGAGCAGCCACUGGCAUUGCGGGUCUCUUGCUCAUCUGCAUAGCGUGGAACCAGGCUCCAUUGGUGGGCUGGGAACACGAAGCAUACGUCCUGGUUAUCUUUGCUAUUGGUGUGGUCUUGCUUGCUGUCUUUUUUUACUUAGAGAUCAAGGUGAUCCAGUUUCCUCUUCUCCCAAAGGAAGUAAUGAACCUCCACACAGGCCUCACGCUCCUUGGUGUCGGCCUUGGUUGGGGCUCUUUCGGUGUCUGGACCUUCUACUACUGGGCCUUUCUGUUGAACCUCCGUGGAUACGGUGAAACCCUCACCGGGGUUACGUACGUGCCUUUGAUGAUUUUCGGGGUUGUGGCCGCCUUAACCGUGUCCUACCUUAUCAGUAGAACUAACCCAUCGCUUUUAAUCUUUGGCAGCAGCUGGGCGUUUCUUGUUGGGAUCCUCAUGCUAGCCUUGACUCCCGUACACCAGACGUACUACCUCAUGCUGAUGAUCCAAAUGAUUCCGUUGAGUUUUGGCAUGGACAUGUCUUUCCCGAGUAGCUCCAUCGUUUUGUCCAACCACUUACCCCGCCACCACCAGGGCAUGGCCGGGUCGCUCUUAACCACCAUCACCAACUAUUCCAUGGGCUUGAGCUUGGGGAUUGCUGCCACUGUCGAGAGAUACGUGGCCAAGGGUGAUACCCAUUACGAGCGCCUCGAGUCAGGCUACAGAGGCGCCAUGUGGACCGGUGUGGGUUUGGCAAGUGCGGGUGUGAUUGUAUCCGGUAUCUUGUUAGUGUUGAGCUACGUCAAUAAUGUCUCGUCCUCCGAAAAGGGAAACAAUAACACCAAUGAGGACGACAAGAUUUACACUGAUUCCUCCCAAGAUAAGGAUAUUGACGGCGUGAAUAUGGAAGCUUCCAAUGACCCCGUGGCCCCAAAUGCCAGUGAGAAGGUUUAGACCCUCAAAAACCUUAAUGCCUUACGAAAGUAAUGAAACCUCUCCAAAACCUCUAUGACAGAAUAUCCCCACGAAACUGUUCCUCAUACUUCCUUUCAACUCCUCUCUUUCACACGCAAACCACCACAUAGAGUAUCCCCUUUGAACCUGCUUUAAUUACUAAUCUCACUUUUUUCUGCCCAGCAACGUUUUUAAUGUUUCCUACGCCAUAUGACCCUUUAUAGAGUAUCCCCAUGAACCUGCUCUAGUAUCCCCUUUAAGGCCGUCCACGAUUUUUUUCAUUAUCUAUGCCUAUGCAGAGAUGCAUGGUUAAGCCAAUUGGUUGGCUGUGUAUAUUCGUUUCAGAUAUUGAGAAAUUUUAAUGUUUUCUUUACUUCGUUUCGGUCAAAUGUAGCAGGCUUUAGAG
Babjeviella inositovora NRRL Y-12698 is the source of this 2033-nucleotide messenger RNA. Its product is annotated as MFS transporter. The record is from RefSeq and is a predicted model, not a curated record. Gene Ontology annotation, biological process: transmembrane transport. Gene Ontology annotation, cellular component: membrane. The transcript has a single exon. Gene Ontology annotation, molecular function: transmembrane transporter activity. The coding region runs from base 50 to 1627 and encodes 525 amino acids. Lineage: Eukaryota; Fungi; Ascomycota; Pichiomycetes; Serinales.